AUAGCAUCCCCCCGAACGCAGCACCAAUCUUCCUGCUCUUGCGUCCGCGCGAACAAUACGCUUGUGUGGAUGGACAUAAACUUAACACAGAAGCAGAAGCUUCGGGCUCUCCCCGCACGAGAUCUUCAAAGUCAACUCAGGAUUUGUCUGCGACUCCUGUAGACCUUUAACACUGCGACUAACAUUGUUAUAUUUGUUUAUACACAACUGCCAAAGAUGUCUGCGAUUAAAUGUCCUGCUUGUGGAUCCACCAAUAUCGAUACUGAUCCAGCACGUGGAGAUGCAGUUUGUAAAAGCUGUGGUAAUGUAGUAGAAGAUCAACUUAUUGUCAGUGAAACAACUUUCGAAGAAACACCAUCAGGUCAUAUGGUAGCAUAUGGUCAGUUUGUUGCUAGCGACAGUACAGGUGGUGCCACAGGUUUUGGUGCAGCUUAUCAUGUCAAUGGAAAAGAAUCUAGAGGGAUUACUCUACAAAAUGCUCGGAGAGGUAUAACACAACUUUGUGCACAGCUACACUUACAAUCUUACUGUGUUGACAUAGCUAUGGGCUUCUACAAAAUGGCUUUGAAUUACCAUCUGACGCGUGGUAGAAAGCAAGCUCACAAUCAAGCUGCCUGUGUAUAUAUCACUUGUCGUACAGAGAAAACUGCACAUAUGCUUAUCGACAUUAGUGACGUUCUUCAAAUCUGCGUUCAUGAACUGGGACGGACAUACGUGAAGUUCGCAAAAGCUCUUCAUAUCAAUAUACCUUCGAUAGAUCCUUGUUUGUACAUCAUAAGGUUUGCGAAUAAGCUCGAUUUCGGUGAUAAACAUCACGAAGUGUCUAUGACAGCUCUGAGAGUAGUUCAGAGAAUGAAAAGGGAUAGUAUUCAUAGCGGCCGUAGACCAUCGGGUCUAUGUGGCGCAGCUCUAUUGAUAGCCGCACGACUACACGAAUUCAAUAGAACAUCUGCUGACAUUAUAAAAAUUGUUAAAGUACACGAGUCUACUUUACGUAAAAGAUUAAUAGAAUUCGGCGAUACACCAUCCAGUGCUUUAACAUUAGACGAAUUUAUGACAGUGGACCUGGAGGAAGAACAGGACCCGCCAGCAUUUAAAGCAGCACGUAAGAAGGAUAGGGAACGUCUACAAAAGUUAGAUAAUAUAGAUGCGGAAAUAAGCGAGUUGCAAGCAGAAAUUGAUAGACAAUUAGAAGAAUACAAAACAGGAAAAUUGAAGAAACGAAAAGAUACAUUAGGUGACAUGGAGAGUGAAGAUACGGACAAAUUUAUCCGAGAAAGCAAUUUGAACGUAAUCAAUGAAUUUGUUCAUAAUAAUGUGGAUGAUCCUGAUGAAAUCCAAGAUUCUACAAUGGAAGAUAAUUGCUCAGAUAUUACCGGACUUGGUCCGGAUUUGGCGACAAUGGGGCUGCUUUCUACGAAUGAUUCUACAAAUGAAACCAAAGAAAAAUUAAAUAAUAAUGAAGAUAAUUGCGAAGAAAUCAGUAUAGAUGACAUAGAUGAUGAGGAAUUGGACAGUUACAUCCUUUCGGAAAAGGAAGCGAAUUAUAAAUCUGCCCUUUGGAAUAAAGUGAAUGCUGAAUAUCUCGUUAAAGAAAAGGAAAAAGAAGAGAAGCGCUUAAAGGAGACAGAGGAGGGUAAACCCGAAAAGAAAAGAAGAAGGACCACCAAGAAGAAUAAAACGCCCGCGAAUACCGCUGGCGAAGCGAUUGAAAAGAUGUUGCAAGAAAAGAAGAUAUCUUCCAAAAUCAAUUACGAAGCACUGAAAAUUUUAAACAGUACUGUAAAUUCUUCUAGCAAUCAGCAAGAAAACAAUCAAGAAUCAUCCGUCAUGACGAAUACCACGUUGGGAUUGGAUGAUAAAAUGAAAAAGACUUUUAAUAAACCGAUGUCAGUCUAUUCUUCUGACAAUACAACAAUUUCAUUAUCGAGAAAAUCUUCACCCAUUAAAUCAAGUAUUCAGCAAACAAAGAAAACAACCGAAAUACCACAACAGGAAAAGGAUGAAGAAACUAUGGAGAAGGAAAUCAUUCCGAUGGAGAAUUCGAUAUCCGUUGCAGAUAUAUCAAUGGAAUCUGAAAUUGCUGACGAAGCAGAUGACUAUCUCGAUGAAGAGAUGGAAGCAGACGCUACGGAGAUGUCUGUUGGACAGAUGCUCGGACGUCACGCGAAAUCUGAGGAAGAUGAAGACGGUUAUGGAUACGAAGAUGAAGAAGACUACUGAAUAUAUAUUUAUAUAUAUAUAUAUAUAUAUAUAUAUAUAUAUAUAUAUAUAUAUAUUCAGUAUAUCUGAAUAUAUAUAUUAGUUUAAUUAUUAGUAUUAUUAGUAUUAUUGUCACAAGCAAAAAUGUUAGGUAGGGUAGAAAAUUUAUUUAAAACGCGAGUUUUUUUUUAUGAUUGUUACACGAUAAUAUUUAAUAUUUUCGUCCACGAUGAAAAGAAGAAAAUGAGUUAGUGAACAUUUUUUCUUAUUUCUCUUUAUACAGGGUGUCCCAA
Molecule: messenger RNA, 2495 nt
Organism: Odontomachus brunneus
Lineage: Eukaryota; Metazoa; Arthropoda; Insecta; Hymenoptera; Formicidae
Gene: Brf
Product: transcription factor IIIB 90 kDa subunit
Exons: 15
Coding region: 217-2223 (668 amino acids)
Biological process (GO): transcription by RNA polymerase III; transcription preinitiation complex assembly; DNA-templated transcription initiation
Cellular component (GO): nucleus; transcription preinitiation complex; transcription factor TFIIIB complex
Molecular function (GO): RNA polymerase III general transcription initiation factor activity; RNA polymerase III type 3 promoter sequence-specific DNA binding; TBP-class protein binding
Source: RefSeq, a predicted model, not a curated record